This is a messenger RNA of Lycium ferocissimum, 1035 nucleotides long. RefSeq lists its product as uncharacterized. Lineage: Eukaryota; Viridiplantae; Streptophyta; Magnoliopsida; Solanales; Solanaceae. The record is from RefSeq and is a predicted model, not a curated record. The transcript is spliced from 5 exons. Bases 1 to 1035 code for a protein of 344 amino acids.
AUGGUGGCGGCAGCAGUGAUGAUGGAAGUCAUGGUGCUACUACUGGUGGUAGCAGCAAUAGUGAUGGACAGGGACAGAUGUGGUGGUGCUAGUACUAGUGGAGACGGUGGUGAUGGAGGUGGCAGCGACAGUGGUGGUGAUGCUAGUGGUGGAGGUGGUGGUGUCGUCGACAACGAUGGUGCUGGUGGUGGAGGUGUUGUUAGCACAACACCACCAUUUCGACGAUUUCCCAAAUUAGGCUUUGGUGGAGACAAUUCUGUAGCGGAGAUGGUGGUGGUGGGCCUGGUGUGGCAACACAAAGGUAGAAGUAAGGUCAGCAUACAUCCUACCCUCCCCAGAUUUCACUUACGGGACCACACUGGGUAUGUUGUUAUUGUUGUAUGUAGCGGCAACAUAUAUAGUGGCGGCCCGCGUGGCGCUGCUCAUGGACCGCUUGCUGGUGGUGGUGGCAGUGGCAGCGGUGAUGACGGAGGUGCUAGUUCUAGUGCUGGUGGAGGUGGUGCUGGCAGCAGCGGCGAUAACGUUGGUGGUGGUGGUGGGCCUGGUGGCACGUCACGCUUCCAACGACGUCCUACAUUAUGCUGUGGUGGUGGCGGUGUUGGAAAGGGUGGUGAAAAUGAGGGUGAGGAGAGGUGUAUCUAUUUCAAAGAACUAGUUUGGAUUCAUGCCGAAGCGCUCGACUACAGAAGCCAUUCAUAUUAUAAGGAGAUUGGUGGAGCACUCACUGAUAGUGGUGGUGGUGGUGAUGGUGGUAAUGGUGGUGAUGGUGGUAGUGGUGGUGUUGGUGCUAGUGGUGAUGAUGGUGGAAAUGGUGAUGGUGGUGGUGGAGGAGAAGCUGAUACUGGUGGAAAUGGUGAUGGUAGUAGUGAUGAUGGUGACGAUACUGGUGGAGGAGGUGGUGGUCGCAUAACCUGCCUCCAACGAAUUCCCAAAUUAUGCUUUGGUGUUGGCGGUGUUGGUGUGCCUCUGUCCUUAUUCCUGUCUACACUUUUUAGCUUUCCGGCAGCAUUAAUGUUAGGAAAAUUGCGCCUUUAG